Molecule: messenger RNA, 1577 nt
Organism: Branchiostoma belcheri (Belcher's lancelet)
Lineage: Eukaryota; Metazoa; Chordata; Leptocardii; Amphioxiformes; Branchiostomatidae
Product: T-box transcription factor TBX20-like
Exons: 7
Coding region: 165-1577 (470 amino acids)
Biological process (GO): regulation of transcription by RNA polymerase II; cell fate specification; positive regulation of DNA-templated transcription
Cellular component (GO): nucleus
Molecular function (GO): RNA polymerase II cis-regulatory region sequence-specific DNA binding; DNA-binding transcription factor activity, RNA polymerase II-specific
Source: RefSeq, a predicted model, not a curated record
CCAGCCCGUGGCCUGUCUCGUCCUCACUGCUGCCCGUGACUGGAGUAAAAGCCUGACUGACCCUAAACAUACCAACUCAAACCUCCAUCCACCGCACACCAGAUAGACCUCGUCUUCCCGGACUGUACACGAUUUUCCCGUCGAGGUCUCACCCGUCUCUCGGUAUGGAGUGCAAUGCCUCGCCGAAGCCGCAACUGUCUUCACGCGCCAAUGCGUUCUCGAUCGCGGCGAUCAUGUCUUCUUCCUGCUCUACAAAGAAGGACAGUCCAGAGGAACAAGCCAUCAAGCCGCUGGAGAACUUUGUAGAGAAGUCUGGAUGUACACAGCCCCUGUGUGGGGAGGCUUCCUCCACCGAGACCGCAGCAGACGGCGGGCGGACAGGAAGGGAGAGUAGCGCCGGCGAGUCUCGGCAAGAGUCUGCCAGCUCAGAACCAGCGCCUUCCGACGGCUCCCACCUCCAGAACAAGGAAGGCAGCCCCGAGCUGAAAAACGUCCAAUGCAAGCUAGAGUCCAAAGAACUGUGGGACAAAUUCCACGAACUGGGCACGGAGAUGAUCAUCACUAAGUCUGGAAGGCGGAUGUUCCCGACCAUCAGGGUGUCGUUCUCCGGGGUGGACCCUGACGCCAAGUACAUCGUGCUGAUGGACAUCAUCCCCGUGGACAACAAGCGGUACCGGUACGCGUACCACCGGUCGUCCUGGCUGGUGGCGGGGAAGGCCGACCCGCCGCAGCCCGCCCGGCUCUACGUCCACCCCGACUCGCCCUUCACCGGCGAGCAGCUCCAGAAACAGAUCGUCUCCUUCGAGAAGCUCAAACUGACCAACAACGAGCUGGACCAGCACGGCCAUAUUAUUCUGAACUCGAUGCACCGUUACCAGCCGCGCGUGCACAUUAUCAAGAAGAAGGAACACACCGCUUCGCUUCUCAACCUCAACUCUGAGGAGUUUAAGACGUUUGUCUUCCAAGAGUGCAUGUUCACGGCCGUCACCGCCUACCAAAACCAACUGAUCACGAAGUUAAAGAUCGACAGUAACCCGUUCGCCAAGGGAUUCCGGGACUCGUCCCGUCUCACAGAUAUAGAAAGUGACCUUUCUUGGCGUGCCUGCAGGGAGAGCGUGGAGACCAUGCUGAAGGAACACCGGUACGCGCGCUCACCCAUCCGGGCAUACGCCGAGGAGGAGCCGCCCAGGAAAAGUCCGCGUCUGUCCAGCUCCUCAUCCUCCGGCGGCCUGACGUCGCCCAGCACGUCCGGCGGAGGAUGGCCCUCUCCUUCCUUCACCCCGUUACCUCACUACCCCCACUCCUCUCACCCCAUUCCCAUCACACCUCAUCCCAUCAACCCCUCCGUCACGGCUACAACAUCCAGCCUGACCUCCCCCCUCCCACACCCGCUGCCCCACACCCUGGGGUUCGGGGCGCUGGGGAUACCAGGCUUGCCGCAUCCCCCCUCUCCUCUCCCCGCCCCCAUCCCCAUGCUAUCCGCCCCCUCCCCGUUCCACCCCCUCCACAUACAGAGGUACCCGUACUUCCCGCAGACGGCCUACUCCUCCGUACACACGCUCAGGCAUUAUGUAUAG